GGCCGCAGCCCUCGUUCCACAGCCGAGACGCGCCCCUCUGAGUGGUCAGGGCGGUGUCAGCAGCGCGCCCCCCUCUCCCCAAUCAAGUAACUUGGGGCGCGCCCCGCGGUAAGUCGGGCGGGGCAGGCGGCGGCCUGGGCUCCUCCCUCCUCCUCCUCCCGGCGCCCCUGCUCUUAAUCCGCGCGCGGGGGCGCCCGGCCACUGGCCUCUGCCUAGCCAGCCAGCGGUCAUCGCGGAGCCGGAGCCGCGCGUCCAGUCCCGAGGCCGACGCAGCCCUCCGGCAUGGCCCCUGCAGCGACAUCAGGGGGCAGCUCCCUGCCCAGCGGCCUCGCUGUCUUCACUACCUUCCCUGACCUGCUCUUCAUCCCUGAGUUUGUCUUCGGAGGCCUGGUGUGGAUCCUGAUCGCCUCCUCGCUGGUGCCCUUGGCGUUGGUGCAGGGAUGGGUGAUGUUCGUGUCUGUGUUCUGCUUCGUGGCCACCACCACCCUGCUCGUCCUGUACAUGAUGGGUGCCCACGGCGGGGAGGCUUCCUGGGUCACCCUGGACGCAGCCUACCACUGCACUGCCGCCCUGUUUUACCUCAGCGCCUCGGUCCUGGAAGCUUUGGCCACCAUCCAAAUGCAUGACGGCUUCACCUACAAGCAAUACCACGAAAACAUCUCUGCUGUGGUGUUUUCCUACGUAGCCACUCUGCUGUAUGUGGUCCACGCUGUGUAUUCUUUAAUCCGAUGGAAAUCUUCAUAAAGCAGAGGAGGAAGAACUAUAGCUGAACACCCAGACGGUGUUAAUUGAUCAGCCCGUCUUCCAGCAUCACUUUUUAGAAUGCAGGCAUGCUCUCCAUAAUGGAAAAAAGAAAACAAACCAAAAAAAAAAGCAACACUCUGUUUCUUGUGGGUGUUAUGUUUACUGUCUCAUAGACCUUUAUGUCAGGGUUGGGGCCAGCUACCUUUAACCUCAAAUGACAGCUAUCUUUCUUGGGUUAUUUCUUGCUUUGGGGGGUCAGUGUGGCAUGGGAAGUGGGGACUGUGGUCUGAGAGACCAUGAAAUGAAGAUGCCCUGCCAACCUCUGGAUGGAUCUUGAGAACUCUCGGAAUUCUUCAUGGGCUCUCUGCGCACCCAUCUCCUGGCUUGUUUCUAAGUCAUCACAGAGGUUCUGCCUACCAUGGGGAGUAAAACUCGCCCAACAAACAUGUACAAAUGUCCACAGUGGAAGAUGACAAACCCCUGAGACACCUCAUAAAGUGCCUUUAUGUUCA
Messenger RNA from Artibeus jamaicensis (Jamaican fruit-eating bat), 1256 nucleotides. It is a transcript of the gene MAL, whose product is annotated as mal, T cell differentiation protein. The coding region runs from base 283 to 744 and encodes 153 amino acids. Gene Ontology annotation, molecular function: structural constituent of myelin sheath. NCBI's taxonomy places the organism in Eukaryota, Metazoa, Chordata, Mammalia, Chiroptera, Phyllostomidae. Gene Ontology annotation, biological process: myelination. The record is from RefSeq and is a predicted model, not a curated record. The transcript is spliced from 4 exons. Gene Ontology annotation, cellular component: membrane.